UGUUGUUAUAAUUACAAAUACAAAAUAAUCUAUAUGCAAUUGACUUCUGGAUAACCAUAUCAAAACACAAUUUUUCUCAUAGCCAACACUAAAGAAACCAAGUUCUCCACAUGUCAAACAACCACAAAUUUCCAUACAUGCAAACAAACACUUGCCAUUCCUUACCAAACAUACUCACCUCUUCCCAUCUUUUAACCCUCUUCCACGUACACCCCUCUCUUUACAAUAUAUCCUUCUUCUUCUUCUUCUUGUUCUUCUUCGUCUCCACUCUCACCAAAAAUUAAAAAAAUUAAACCAUUAAUUACAUUAUACAUUGAUCAACAAUGCAAACCAACAUGUCAUCCUAUGAACAACAAAUGCAACACAAACGCCACCCUAUAAGCCCAACCACCCGCCAAGCCGUCAAAUUCUUAACCGCCUCCACCGUCGGUACCGUCCUCUUAGUCCUCUCAGGCCUCACCUUAACCGCCACCGUCAUAUCCCUCGUUAUCGCCACUCCAAUCCUAGUCCUCUUUAGUCCUAUACUCAUACCGGCGAUCAUCACCGUCUUCCUUAUUGCUAGCGGUUUCGUGUUUUCCGGCGGUUGCGGGGUUGCGGCCCUGUCGGCGUUGUCGUGGAUCUAUCAGUAUACCACCGGAAAACACCCGGUGGGAGCCGAUCAGCUGGAUCAAGCGCGUAAUGCGAUUGCUAACGCGGCUUGGGAGGUUAAGGAAAAGGCUAAAGAUAAUUUACAGUAUGUGCAGAAUAAGGCACAAGAGGCUAUUACGACGACGACGACGACUACUACUACCGAUCCAGAUACUCAUCGCACUACUACUCAAUCGCGAACUUAAUUAAUUAGUGUUUGUUUUGCAGGGUUUUAUCUUUGCACCGACCUUUUAAUUUCUUUUUGUGUUGUUUUGAUUUUUGUGUUGUUUUUUUUAAUUUGGGUGGGAGUGCAAAACUGUAUGUCAUGAAAUGUGAAUGAACAUGAAAGGAUAUAAUUAAGUGCAUUUUAUAAAUGGAUCAAA
Molecule: messenger RNA, 1010 nt
Organism: Spinacia oleracea (spinach)
Lineage: Eukaryota; Viridiplantae; Streptophyta; Magnoliopsida; Caryophyllales; Amaranthaceae
Product: oleosin L
Exons: 1
Coding region: 324-833 (169 amino acids)
Biological process (GO): lipid storage
Cellular component (GO): membrane; monolayer-surrounded lipid storage body
Source: RefSeq, a predicted model, not a curated record